UCCGGUUCCGGGUCAUGCUUCUGGAAUUUUCAAGAAAAAUCACCGGCAUUUCGGGCAUAUAAAACGCUAAUCGUGACUUUAAUUCUGGUUUGAUCGUCUUAAAAAUGGCAAAGUGGGGCGAAGGAGAUCCUAGGUGGAUCGUCGAAGAACGACCGGAUGCCGCAAAUCCUAAUAAUUGGCAUUGGACUGAGAAGAAUGCCAGUCCGUGGUCGAGGGAGAGGAUAAAAGAUCUCUUGGAUGGCUUGAAAGUGGAGACGGAGGAAGGGUGUUGUCAGAUCAGUGAGGUUUCCAAGAUCGAGGGAGAAGCUUGUGCAAACAACAGGAAAGGCAAACUUAUAUUUUUCUACGAGUGGGAAGUGACGGCUGAAUGGUCAGGUUUUCUGAAUUCAGACCCUAAGACCAAGUAUAAAGGGAAACUGGAGGUUCCAAAUCUGAGUGAUGAAAAUGAUGCUAGUGAGCUUGAUGUCUCGGUGACAGUGACCUCUACCAAGGACGACGCCCAUAAAGUCAAAGAGAUCAUGUGGCUAAAGGGCAGCGAGCUCGUCAAAGAACAAUUGGGAAAAUAUAUCAAAGACUUAAAAACAGAAUUCAGUCAAGGAAUGAUUCUGCCAACUAAAAACCAAGGAAAUGACAAUGCUGCCAAUGACAAUACUGUAAAACCAGUGGAAACUCAAAAUAAGACAGUGAAAAAAGAAGUGAAGAAAACGAUCAAUCAACCAAUUCUCAAAGCUGUCCAGGCGGCUGGCCUUGGUGUGAAGAUUCCAACGAAGAUACUGACAAUGACUGAACAGUUUCAGUGUUCUCCUGCUGAUCUCUAUCGGGCAUUAACAGUUCAAGACAUGGUGCAGGCAUUUACUCGCGAGGCUCUCUCAGUGUUCGAGGUGAAAAAGGGAGGGAGGUUUGUGCUAUUUAAUGGAAACGUCAGUGGAGAAUUUACAGAUUUGGUCCCUGGCGAAAAAAUUUCAAUGCGAUGGCGCAGGAAUGAUUGGCCAAAGGAUCAUUAUUCUGAUGUAAAAAUGGAAAUAUCUCUCAAACUAAAUCAGACAGAACUAAAACUAACACAAACUGGUGUUCCUGCUAGCCACUUUGACAGUACGAAAGAUGGCUGGUCGCAGUACUACUGGUUUGGUAUAAAACAUACAUUUGGAUAUGAUCCAAAACUCUUCUGAUGGAAGUUUAUGGAAUGGAGCAUUUGCUAUCUCUUUCAAGAACAGAUCAGUUUGUGACUGGUAUUCAAAGAUUUCAUGAAAGCGGCAGCUUCAAGCUUGGUUUGGAGCGAAUUCUCUGCCUGUUAUCCUGUUAGCUGACGGUUCUUGUUCUUGGAUAAGAUAUCAAUUCUGCUCAACUCUUAGGCAAUUUAAUCAUUCUGUGACCAGUUAAUGUGUGGAAUAUGCUAGAGAAAUGAGUUUCUUCGUGGACUUGUGCUGUUCACAAGGUUAAUGUUGAUAUAAUACUACAAAUUGCAUAAUUUGUCAUGGGUAGACCAGAUUUCAAAUUUGGACAGUUUUAACCUGUCUAAAGUUUUCAACAACUUAGUAUGUUAAUUCAGUGCCAACAUUGGCUUAGGAUUGUAAAGUGCAGUAUACAUUGAGUGAGUGUUCUCCCAACCUUAUAGUAUGUGCUUGAGUACUAUUUCCUCGUGUCAUGUCAGAGGAUUGGACGAGGUCAGUUUCCCAAUUCUACACUAACACAGGUUAUAUGUUGGGCUUCAUCAACUUCAUUUGAGCACGGUCAACUUUUAUGCCAAGUUUAUACAUGUAAUGCUCAAUUUGUUUUUGUGAUUUCUGUUCAUGCAGUCAAUUCUUUCUUUUCAAAUAUACAUAUAUCAAAGAUACACAUGUACGUGUACAGUCAUGAUUGAUGGUUUUUGCAACAAUUCCACGGAAUGUUUACAAAUGUGGCGAAACAGAUGUAAGAUUUAGAAGCAAGAGUUAUGUAUAGUGUGCUGGCAUUUUCAAAAGCCGAGGUGAAAUUGAAAGGUCUUGUUUAUGCUUGGGAAGUUAUCCAACGUUUUGUCAACAUUUACAUGUUUAUUGGAUUAGAGCUUCAUUUCAUUUCAAACGCCUUUGAAAUGUAAAGUUUGGAUAUCUAGCAAUGUCUUGGCUUAGUUGAAACUAAUUUAUAUGGAUUCACAUGUCUCGUCAAUACUGGUACAUAAUGAAAUACAAUGACAUGUUUGUAUAAUA
Molecule: messenger RNA, 2186 nt
Organism: Lineus longissimus
Lineage: Eukaryota; Metazoa; Nemertea; Pilidiophora; Heteronemertea; Lineidae
Product: activator of 90 kDa heat shock protein ATPase homolog 1-like
Exons: 8
Coding region: 105-1169 (354 amino acids)
Biological process (GO): protein folding; positive regulation of ATP-dependent activity
Cellular component (GO): cytosol
Molecular function (GO): ATPase activator activity; protein-folding chaperone binding
Source: RefSeq, a predicted model, not a curated record